AUGUUAAACCCAGAGCCAGAGAGAUUCUGGCCUAAGCCUGCAGCCCCAGGGCUCGGAGGUGGACAAGAUCCACCCACGUCCGGCAGCACCAGACACAGGCAGCUGGGUGCCAGGCACAGCGCAGAAGCGGCUCCUGCAGCCUCCAGCUCCUGCACACAGAUGCCAAAACAAGCCCGGGGUCAACCACCACCCAGGCCUCUCACCAACUGCCUGCCCUUGGCUCAACAAGUAAUUGCUGUUCUUGGAGGUGUAAUAGGAGGAAUCCUUCUGUUUGUUCUCAUUGGAAUUACUGCAUAUCUACUCUGGAAGAAAUUGUGCCUCUUCUCUUCUUAUGAAGAGCUUACUAGUCCUGUCUCAACAACACCUGCAAAGGCCCUUUUGCAGAAUCAGCCAUCUUCUGAAACUCAGCCAAAAGACACAAGAUCUAGAAGUGUUCCAUUUAUCAUUCCACCCACACUGCAUGGGAGAGACUGGAUUAACUUGAUGAACGAAGAACAGGUUCAACAAGACAGUGACCCCUACGUGAUUCCUCAGCCUGGGCCACGGUCGUCAUUUCAUUCCUUGGCCGGAGCUUAUGUUGUAGGGACCAUUAACCCAGAGCUGUACAAGUUUCCUGAAGACCAAAGUGAGACAGAUUUUCCUGAGGGCAGCAUUGGCCGUCUCUGGUUCUCCGUAGAGUACGAGCAAGAGUCGGAAAGGCUCCUUGUCUCCUUGAUUAAAGUCAGAAAGCUGCAGCCUCCUGCUGAUUCCUGCAGUCCGUUUGUGAAAAUCUACUUGCUGCCAGAUGAAAGACGGUACUUGCAGUCUAAAACAAAACGGAAAACCCUCAACCCACAGUUUGAUGAAAACUUUGUUUUUCAGGUUUCCAGUAAAAUGUUAUUUCAAAGUACUCUGAAAUUCUUGGUUUAUCAUGUUGAUAAGCAGAAGAAGCACCAUCUCCUAGGCCAAGUUAUUUUUCCAUUGAAAAAUGAAACUCUAACUGAUGACAGCAAAAUAGUUAUAUGGAGGGAUUUGGAGAAAGACAACUUGGAGCCUCCAUCAGAGUAUGGUGAUAUCCAGUUCUCUCUCAGCUACAAUGACUACCUGGGCCGCCUCACUGUAGUGGUUCUGAGAGCAAAGGGACUAAAGCUCCAGGGCGAGAGCCAUACUGCCAGUGUAUAUGUCAAAGUCUCACUAAUGAACCAUAAUAAAUUCAUCAAAAGUAAAAAGACAGCAGCUGUUCUGGGAUCCCUCAAUCCAGUGUAUAAUGAAACCUUCAGCUUCAAGGCAGAUCAGACAGACCUGGAUACAGCAAGCCUGAGUCUAUCUGUGUUCCAGAAUAUCGACAGAGACAAAAGCCAGCUGCUGGGGCGUGUAGUAGUUGGGCCCUUCAUGUACACUCGGGGCAAAGAACUAGAGCACUGGAAUGAGAUGAUCGGCAAGCCCAAGGAGCUGGUUAAACGAUGGCAUGCCCUAUGCCACAGCACUUAAACAGCAUCAUUCUGAGGGCAAA
Molecule: messenger RNA, 1492 nt
Organism: Tinamus guttatus (white-throated tinamou)
Lineage: Eukaryota; Metazoa; Chordata; Aves; Tinamiformes; Tinamidae
Source: RefSeq, a predicted model, not a curated record